This is a messenger RNA of Cuscuta epithymum, 1822 nucleotides long. NCBI's taxonomy places the organism in Eukaryota, Viridiplantae, Streptophyta, Magnoliopsida, Solanales, Convolvulaceae. The record is from the annotation of a GenBank genome assembly.
UAGAAUUAGAAGAAAUUUCAAAGAGAAAGAGUCGUUCGUUUUCACCCGAGAAUCUCACGAUCUGUUAGGGAUCUUCCAGAUAUUCGGAUCUCGUUCACCUCCACCCGUCUUUAUAUAUCACACUCCCAUUCCCCUAAACAGUCAAUCGAAUCCAUCUCGAUCUUCCGAUGGCGACUUCCACUUGCUCCGCCGUCGAUCUGAUGCCACUUCUCGGUGGCGCCACCAAUGCCACCGCUGCGGCGCAGUUCAUCUGCGAUCAAUUCAACACCGUAUCCGACAAAUUCGCCGAUACUGGCCACGCCGUUGAUACCAGCUUCCUCCUCUUCUCCGCCUAUCUCGUCUUCGCUAUGCAGCUUGGCUUCGCGAUGCUCUGUGCAGGCUCUGUAAGGGCGAAGAACACGGUAAAUAUAAUGCUCACGAACGUGAUCGACGCAGCCGCCGGCGGUCUCUUCUACUUCCUGUUUGGCUUCGCGUUUGCCUUCGGAGGCCCUUCUAACGGCUUCAUAGGCACCCGCAACUUUGGCCUCUCCGGAUUCCCGUCGGAAUCGUUUGAUUUUAGCUACUUUCUCUACCAGUGGUGCUUCGCAAUCGCGGCGGCCGGAAUCACCAGCGGUUCGAUUGCAGAGAGAACGCAGUUCAGCGCGUAUCUACUCUAUUCGUCUCUCUUGACGGGCUUUGUUUACCCGGUCGUGGCCCAUUGGUUUUGGUCCGGCGAUGGUUGGGCCAGCGCUUCUAGAUCCGACGGAAAUCUUCUGUUCGGAUCUGGAGUCAUUGAUUUUGCUGGUUCAGGCGUUGUUCAUUUGGUCGGCGCCGUUGCAGGGCUUUGGGGAGCCCUAAUCGAAGGCCCUCGGAUUGGCCGGUUCGACCAGACCGGUAAAUCAGAGUCGAUCAAGGGUCAUAACGGGGCGCUGGUUGUUGUGGGCACUUUCCUUUUGUGGUUCGGGUGGUAUGGGUUCAACCCGGGUUCGUUUGUCACUAUCUCAAAGGCUUAUGGAACCGGAGGCUCGUUUUACGGCCAAUGGAGUGGCGUUGGCAGGGCGGCAGUGACAACCACGCUCUCAGGAUGCGCGGCAGCUCUGACCACGCUUUUCGCGAAGAAGAUGCUGAUCGGGCAUUGGAACUUGACUGACGUCUGCAACGGGUUGCUUGGCGGGUUUGCGGCAAUCACUGGCGGGUGCUCGGUAGUCGACCCGUGGGCUGCCAUACUAUGUGGGUUCGUGGCGGCUUGGGUUCUUAUUGGGUGCAACAUUGUGGCGGAGAAAGUGCAUUAUGAUGACCCGUUGGAAGCGGCGCAACUACACGGCGGGUGUGGAACAUGGGGGAUAAUAUUCACGGCGCUUUUUGCAAAGAAAAAGUACGUGAACGAGGUGUAUCCCGGUGUCCCUGGAAGGCCAUACGGGUUGUUUAUGGGAGGCGGAGUGAAGCUGUUGAUGGCUCAUCUGGUACAGAUUGUAGUGAUCUUUGGAUGGACGAGUGUGACGAUGGGUCCGCUUUUCUACGUGUUGCACAAAUUGGGGCUUUUGAGGAUAUCGCACGAGGAGGAGACGGCUGGAAUGGACCUCACUAGCCAUGGAGGUUAUGCUUAUAAUGAUGAUGACAUUAGGGAAGCCAAGAAAACUGAUUUCGCCAUGGUCACCCAGCAAGUUUAAUUCAUUCAAUUCAUUAAUCAAUUAUUAGUUUAGAUGUGAUUAUGAUGUAGGAGUGCAAUAUUGCAUGAAAUAAUCAAGCUAUACUAUUUCAUUCAUUUUAUUAUUCAUGAUCUCUUCCUCUAGCGUUUAUCUUAGAAACUCACUUCACAGUUUGCAUACUAGAUUCGCACCCG